Striga asiatica is the source of this 549-nucleotide messenger RNA. Lineage: Eukaryota; Viridiplantae; Streptophyta; Magnoliopsida; Lamiales; Orobanchaceae. The record is from the annotation of a GenBank genome assembly.
AUAUCCUCUUUUAUUGAGAGGGAGCAUGAAUUCCGGUUUUUAGCUGUGACUCCAGAAACAUUUUAUGGGCUGUUUUACACUACUCCAUCGGUACUAUGUGCAUGUUAUAGUGAUGAGGAAUACUUCAUGAACAGAUGUGAAGGCAAUAAAGAGAUAUUAUAUCAACGGUACAGUAUGGCAUUGUCAAGAUUUGGUUGGAUGAUAUCUUACCCUGUCGCGUUUAUCUUCGCCAUUGCGUGUUGGCAGCAAAAAAUUCUAAGUGAAGCAGCGUACGAAAACUUCCUAUAUCAUACAUUUCUUGGCGACCGUAAAACAACCAUUCGCGAGUACUUAGCAACUUCAGGCUCGAGCAUAAUGGAGGAAGAGCCUCCCGAGCAGCUAAAACAUCGUUAUGGUGGUUAAUCUGAGCUGCGAUUUUGUGAACCUUAGUUACCCUUGUCUAGACGAAGGUUUAAGGAACUUGGAAGGUUUUUUGGUAUAAUUUUAUUGACUUAUUGAUAUGAGGUCCUAAGUCAGUACACUACACAUUGUUGUAGUGGUUUUCAGUAU